CUCAAGUGUUGGAGACCUUUGUGAAAGAUCACAAACAGACGGUCAUGAUGAUGAUGAUCAUGAACAGUCGGAAGGUGAUAUGACUUUCAUACUGAAUGCUGAAAAUGUUCUGAGUGUAGGAAAAGCUUUGCUUCUAUGAAGAAUUUAAAAAAUCACAUGAAAAUACACACAGGUGAGAAGCCUUUUCCAUGCUCAGUUUGUGGUAAAAAAUUCACACAGAAGGGAAACUUAAAAAAACACACAAGGACACACACUGGUGAGAAACCUUUUUCUUGCGCAGUGUGUGGUCAAAGAUUCACUCAGAAGGAACGCUUAAAAAAACACACAAGGACACACACUGGUGAGAAACCGUUUGCCUGUGCAAUUUGUGGUCAAAGAUUCACUCGGAAAGAGCAGUUAAAAAUACACACAAGGACACACACUGGUGAGAAACCUUUUUCCAUCGCAGUUUGUGAUAAACAAUUCACUGAGAAGGGACAGUUAAAAAACCACACAAGAACACACACUGGUGAGAAACUUUUUUGCUGCGCAGUUUGUGGCCAAAGAUUCUCUGUCAAGAAAAGCUUAAAAAUACAUACAAGAACCCACACUGGUGAGAAACCUCUUUCAUAUCCAGUUUGUGAUGAAAGAUUCACUGAGAAGGGUAAAUUAAAAAUACACACAAGAACACACACUGGUGAGCAACCUUUUACAUGCUCAAUUUGUGGUCAAAGCUUCACUCAGAAUAGAAGUUUAAAAAGACACACAAGGACACACACCAGUGAGAAGCCUUUUUCCUGCUCUGUUUGUGGUCAAAGUUUCUCUCAGAAGGGAAAGUUAGGACUACACACAAGAACACACACUGGUGAGAAGCCUUUUUCCUGCUCUGUUUGUGGUCAAGGUUUCUCUCAGAAGGGAAACUUAGAACUACACACAAGAAUGCACUCUGGUGAGAAACCUUUUUCCUGCUCAAUUUGUGGUCAAAGAUUCGCUGUGAAGGCAAGGUUAAAAAUACACAGAAGAACACGCACCGGAGAGAAACCUUUUUUCUGCUCUAUUUGUGGUCAGAGAUUCACUCAAAAGGGAUCUCUAAAAAUACACACAAGAAUGCACACUGGUGAGAAACCUUUUUCCUGCGGCAUUUGUGGUCAAAGAUUCACUCGGAAGGGAACCUUAAAAAUACACACCAGAACCCACACUGGUGACAAACCUUCUUCGUGCUCUCUUUGUGAUCAAAGAUUUUCUUCUAAGUGUCAGGCUGAGAAAGGAAAAGCCAUCAUCACGAAGCUGUAAAAGUAUAAAUUGAAAGUAAUAGAUACAUUUCAUUGACGUCACGCCGACCACGUGUUUUUGUUUACACCGCCAAUUUGGAUGGCAAGAUCGUGUCUACAUAUCAUGGCUAGGAAGCAAUAAGUGUAAACUAUAAUGUUUUAGCAACGGUUAUCGUUUGAUCUUUUGUCUUGAAAGUCCUUUGACAAACAAACACUGGAACCAGAGGUGAUUGAGGUACUUGUGCUGGUGUGAGGAAUAAAGAAAGAAGCCACAUGUGAAACUUGAGAACAAGUAUCGUGUCGUUAUUGUUCGAAUGAGCUACAGUAUAGUACUUCUCGUAUAUCGCAAAUGUGGUGUGAUUGUGAUUGUGUUGACGUCAGCGGGGCGUGACAAGACAGGACGAUAAGGAAGUGAGCUCGAGAAGGUGGCGGUUAAAAAGCCAAAUAAAUAUCACCCACGUGUAAAAGUACAGUUGAACUCACGUCUAUGUUAUUCAAUAACACGACAGCAACGCUACGGAAGUAUAACUAUGGACUCACGAAAAAAAACUGACUGUGAAAAAAAAAACGAUAACGAGGAGGCGUUCAAUGUUCCAACUUAUCCAAUUUACCAAGCAACACGCCGAACACAUUCACAGGAAACAUAGAGCUUAAGAGGAAAAGUGCAGUUUCCUCCUGCUAUGAAUCGGCGAUAAAGGACGGGAUGUCAGCAAUACUUGGACACUGACCUUUAAUCCGUUCAAAACCCUCCAAAACCAAAAUGCUGGCAACACAAAGCAAGAAAUGGCCCAAGCGACAAGGCCAAAGUGUGAAAACUGCUCAGCUGGGUCACUGGGCAACAACGAAUAUUUAUUCAUUAUUAUAUUGAAUAAUAAUAUGAAAAGUGUUCAUUUGUGACAAUUCUUCUAUUUCCCGAGCAUGAUAAAGUCCUUGAAAUCCUUCUUGAGGAUGAUUAGCUAACGAAGAAUCUUUUACUGUCAAUGACCUCAACAAUAAUCAACAUUUAA
Messenger RNA from Syngnathoides biaculeatus (alligator pipefish), 2257 nucleotides. RefSeq names its product zinc finger protein 182-like. The record is from RefSeq and is a predicted model, not a curated record. Gene Ontology annotation, molecular function: DNA-binding transcription factor activity; RNA polymerase II cis-regulatory region sequence-specific DNA binding. Lineage: Eukaryota; Metazoa; Chordata; Actinopteri; Syngnathiformes; Syngnathidae. Gene Ontology annotation, biological process: regulation of transcription by RNA polymerase II.